CAGAGAUACUUCUCUUCUUCUUCCCCAAACCCUAAAGUUCUCACCUUUUUCCCCAGAUACAUCGGAGUUCCCGUUCAACAGAUGGCGGAUGAAGAGGUUGUUGCUAUCUCUGCGACACCGGUCGAUCUCAAGCGCAAGCUCGACGAGAUUGAGCCUGAGCAACAUGCCGCCUCGGAUAAUGGCUCUAAUGGAGAUGUUUUAGAUGGUAGCAACCCAGCUUCUGAUUCUUCUCAGGCUAAGCGAGCCAAGAUCGAAGAUGAUGAUGGUUUAGAUAAUGGGAAAACACAAGAGAAUGGUUCAUUAGUGGAGGCUAAAGAGGAAGAAGAACAGGUUCAAGAACCCAAGGAAGAGGAAACUGAGAAACCAAUUGCACACAAGGAUGAGAAACAAGAGUCUUUACCUGUUGUUGAGGAAGUUCAAGAUCACAUUGAUGAGUCUGAAAAUAAGACUUGUGGUGUAGAUCUGCCAGCAGAUGAAAAGACUGUAAAAGGAUGUAAAGAUACUAAUGGUGGUGAAUCUCAGAAAGAGGUUGAUGAAAAGAGUACGGAAUUGAAUGAUAGCAGUUCACAGAAGGAGAUUGGUGAAGAAGAAAAUAAGGUAGUGGAUGGUGAAGAAGAAAAUAAGGUAGUGGAUGGUGAAGAAGAAAAUAAGGUAGUGGAUAAUUCUCAGAAGGAUGGUGAUACUCAGUCUACGACUCGCAGGAUAGAAGUCCCAAGUUCAAAGGUAGGUGUGUUGAUUGGUAAAGGUGGGGAGACUAUACGGAAUCUUCAGUUUAACUCGGGUGCUAAAAUCCAAAUUUUGAGGGAUUCGGAAGCUGAUCCUAACUCUUCAGUUAGACCAGUUGACAUAAUUGGAACUGUUGUAUGCAUUGAAAAUGCCGAGAAGCUUAUCAAUGCAGUCAUAUCAGAGGCUGAAGCAGGAGGUUCAUCUGCCCUAGUUGCGAGGGGACAUCCUGGUACUCAUGCGAUAGGGAUUCCAGAACAGAUAGAAAUUAAAGUUCCGAAUGAUAAGGUUGGUCAGAUUAUUGGCCGAGGUGGGGAGACAAUCAAGAACAUGCAGACAAGGUCGGGAGCACGCAUUCAGUUAAUACCUCAACACGCAGAAGGUGAUGGGGUUAAGGAGAGGACUGUCCGUAUUUCUGGAGAUAAGAGGCAGAUUGACAUAGCAACCAACAUGAUAAAAGACGUUAUGUAUCAGAGUGCAAGGCCAUCACCUUAUUCUGGUGGUUAUAAUCAGAUGGCCUACCGACCCCGAGGGCCAGGUGGUCCACCUCAAUGGGGUUCACGAGGUCCUCAUGCUCCGCACUCAAUGCCCUAUGAUUACCAUCACCGUGGACCGUAUUUAUCACAAGGUUCACAUUACAAUUCUCCCAGUUACGGUGGUUAUCCUCCCCAACAUAUGCCCCCUAGAGGUGGAUAUGGUGCUGACUGGGACCAGAGACCUCCACCUUCUGGUCCGUACGAUUAUUAUGGUAGACAAGGAGCUCAAACCUCUGGUCCAGUUCCACCUCCUUCUGGCCAUGCACCUUCUCCUGCCUUGGGUGGUCCCCCUCCUUCCCAAGUAAGCUAUGGUUAUGGUCAGAGUCAUGGCCCAGAGUAUGGACAUGCUGGUCCUUACUCCCAGACCGGUCAUCAGCAGACUUAUGGGCAGAUGUAUGAACAGCCCAAGUAUGACAAUAAUCCUCCGAUCCAGCCUCCUUAUGGAGGCUCAUACCAACCAGCGGGUGGUGCUCAGCCAGGCUAUUCGCAAAUGCAGCAACCUGGUGGUAGGCCUUAUGGGAUGCAACAAGGGCCAGUCCAGCAAGGAUAUGGUCCUCCACGGCCUGCGGCAGCAACUUCUUCUGGUGAUGUUCCUUACCAAGGUGCAACUCCAGCAGCAGCAGCACCACCAUUAUAUGGCAGUACCAACAUGGCUCCACAACAACAACAAUAUGGUUACACGUCAAGCGGUGGGCCAGGGCAACAGCAAACAUACCCUUCCUAUAGCUCGGCUCCAUCUGACGGUUACAACAAUGGUACGCAAACACCUGCAACUGGUCAAGCUUACCAGCAGCAAAAUGUUCAGCCAACUUCUUCCACUCAUGACCAGCCUGGUGCACAGCAGGCUGCAGCAGCUGGAUAUGGUGGGCAAGUAGCUCCAACCAGUGGAUAUAGUUCAUAUCCAUCAUCACAGCCUGCUUAUGGUACUGCUCCGACCCAAAACAGUGGAAACUAUGGUUACAGCACAAGCUCUCAAGAUCCUAACUACGGAUAUGGUGCAGCACCGGGAACCCAAGCAGCCUAUUCACAAGCAGCACCUACUCAAGCAGGAUAUGAGCAACAGUCUGCAGCUCAACCUGCAGGAUAUGCGAGUGCUCCUGGGACUACACAAGUGAACCAGUAUGAUGCAAGCCAGGUUUACGCAGCUCCACGUUAAGAGAAUGAGAAAAUAUUGCAAAGGUCCUAGACCUGCUGCACUUAUGCAACUGGAGUCUAAGACUCUUUUCUUAUGAAAAGGUUGAUCUUGUUAGUCUCUGAUUCCUUCACCUUCAAUGCUUCAUUGUAAUCUCUGUUAACCUUUAGUUGUUGAGCUGUCGCUGAUAGUUAAGCUGUUAUAUUUAUUUUCGUUGGUCAUGUUUCAAAAGAUUUUGUCUUUCCAAAACCAGAUAUAAUAACAUGACUUGUGACCUUA
Messenger RNA from Capsella rubella, 2670 nucleotides. RefSeq names its product far upstream element-binding protein 1. Gene Ontology annotation, biological process: regulation of gene expression. NCBI's taxonomy places the organism in Eukaryota, Viridiplantae, Streptophyta, Magnoliopsida, Brassicales, Brassicaceae. Gene Ontology annotation, cellular component: cytoplasm. The coding region runs from base 82 to 2415 and encodes 777 amino acids. The transcript is spliced from 7 exons. Gene Ontology annotation, molecular function: mRNA binding. The record is from RefSeq and is a predicted model, not a curated record.